CUUUCUGCCGCGGCCCGUGACCACGUUGUGUUAAAUUUUGAUUGCUUACACAACCUCAGUGAUACCUGAUAUUCAAAUGAAGUAGUCUUUUAGGUAAAUGGAAAAGUCUUUCAGGAAGCCAAAUCUUGAUCUUUCUGAGGAGAGCAUCUGGGUUUCAUUGUCUCUGCCAGCUCAAAUAACAUAGACUACAUUAAGGAACCGUAAGCAUUUAAUCUGCGGAAUUCAGCAUUUCAUUGACCAGUAACAAAGCCAUUGGUAUAAUAUUUUCCAAGCCUAGAGCCAACCCUUUGAGGUCCAGGAAUACUCCUAAGCUAUCGAAGAGAAACUGAGUGAUGGAAAAGAAGACACACUUCAAAUACUGGGAUGACAUGGAUGUUUAGGAACUGCAUAGGCAGCGGCGGGAACCACUGAGCUAAAUGCCUGGCCAAUGCUGAUAGUUCUAAUUGAUGUAUCAAAUUCAGUGGAUUAGCAGCUGAUGUUAUUAGUAAAGUUCUGCUCUCUGAUGCAACACGUAGACUAUCCACAGAAGACUUAGAAUAAAAAAGCUGUUGUUUUACAUCAAACUGGAGCACUGGAGCAAAGGAUAUAAUUUAUCUGAAGUUGAGGGCAAGGUCAGACCUGAGAGCAACAAAAUAGAAUAGCUACAAUCAACUCCAAUCCCAUCAAGCCUUCAUGAUGUUCCCCUUGGCCAAAUGGGUGCUGCUUAAUGGUCUCAAGAGGCAAACCAUUCAACGUAUGGCAACAAGACAAACCCAUAUGAAACACUCACCAAAUUUCCAUGACAAAUAUGGCAACACCGUGCUGGCUGGUGGAGCCAUUUUCUGUGUUGUUACAUGGUUGUUUUUAACUACUAAGAUGGGAAUAGCAUGGAACCCAUCUCCUGUUGGCCACGUCACCCCAAAAGAGUGGAAAAAUAAAUAAUUAUCCCUACUACUAUAAUACAGAAUUGUUUAAAACCCAACUUGUUAUGUACACGUUCUACUUACUGCUCAUUUAAAAAU
Molecule: messenger RNA, 1001 nt
Organism: Fukomys damarensis (Damara mole-rat)
Lineage: Eukaryota; Metazoa; Chordata; Mammalia; Rodentia; Bathyergidae
Product: cytochrome c oxidase subunit 7B, mitochondrial
Exons: 9
Coding region: 673-921 (82 amino acids)
Biological process (GO): mitochondrial electron transport, cytochrome c to oxygen
Source: RefSeq, a predicted model, not a curated record